This is a messenger RNA of Miscanthus lutarioriparius, 1134 nucleotides long. The record is from the annotation of a GenBank genome assembly. Lineage: Eukaryota; Viridiplantae; Streptophyta; Magnoliopsida; Poales; Poaceae.
AUGGCUGAUGGUGAGGACAUCCAGCCUCUUGUCUGCGACAAUGGCACCGGAAUGGUCAAGGCUGGUUUUGCUGGUGACGAUGCACCAAGGGCUGUUUUCCCUAGCAUCGUGGGCCGUCCUCGUCACACUGGUGUCAUGGUAGGGAUGGGACAGAAGGACGCGUAUGUUGGUGACGAGGCACAGUCCAAGAGAGGUAUUCUCACGCUCAAGUACCCGAUUGAGCACGGUAUUGUCAGCAACUGGGAUGACAUGGAGAAAAUCUGGCAUCACACUUUCUACAACGAGCUCCGUGUUGCCCCCGAGGAGCACCCUGUGCUGCUCACUGAAGCUCCUUUGAACCCAAAGGCCAACAGGGAGAAGAUGACCCAGAUUAUGUUCGAGACUUUCAAUGUUCCUGCCAUGUACGUUGCGAUUCAAGCUGUGCUCUCCCUCUAUGCUAGUGGGCGUACUACUGGUAUUGUUCUCGACUCUGGUGAUGGUGUGAGCCACACUGUGCCCAUUUACGAAGGAUAUGCCCUUCCCCAUGCCAUUCUUCGUUUGGAUCUUGCUGGACGGGACCUCACGGACUCCCUCAUGAAAAUUCUCACUGAGAGGGGUUACUCCUUCACAACCUCUGCCGAGCGAGAAAUUGUAAGGGACAUCAAGGAGAAGCUGGCAUAUAUAGCCCUUGACUACGAGCAAGAGUUGGAAACUGCCAAGAAUAGCUCCUCAGUUGAAAAGAGCUAUGAGCUACCUGAUGGUCAAGUAAUCACCAUCGGUGCAGAGAGAUUCAGGUGCCCUGAGGUCCUCUUCCAGCCGUCCAUGAUUGGUAUGGAGGCUGCUGGAAUCCAUGAGACAACAUACAAUUCAAUCAUGAAGUGCGACGUGGAUAUCAGGAAGGACCUCUACGGCAACAUUGUGCUCAGUGGAGGUUCAACUAUGUUCCCAGGUAUCGCUGAUCGUAUGAGCAAGGAGAUCACUUCCCUUGCACCAAGCAGCAUGAAGAUCAAGGUCGUUGCACCACCUGAAAGGAAGUACAGUGUUUGGAUAGGAGGAUCGAUCCUAGCCUCGCUCAGCACUUUCCAACAGAUGUGGAUAUCGAAGGAGGAGUAUGAUGAGUCUGGCCCGGCAAUUGUUCACAGGAAGUGCUUCUAG